AUGGAGAGCUCCAGCAAUGCUACCAUGCCCCAGGGUUUUCUCCUUCAGGGCUUCUCCGAGUUCCCACACCUGAGGCCUGUGCUCUUCCUCCUGCUGCUGGCUGUGCACCUGGCCACCCUGAGUGGGAACCUGCUCAUCCUGGUGGCAGUGGCCUACAUGCCCAGCCGGCCACCCAUGCUGCUUUUCCUAUGCCAGCUGUCAGCCAUCGAGCUCUGCUACACGCUGGUGGUGGUGCCCCGCUCCCUGGCUGACCUGGCUGCACCCAGCCUUGGCCUCGGCAGGGGCAGCCCCAUCUCUUUCCUGGGCUGCGCUGUUCAGAUGCAGAUGUUCGUGGCGCUGGGUGGGGCCGAGUGCUUCCUACUGGCCGCCAUGGCCUAUGACCGCUACAUGGCCAUCUGCCACCCGCUGCGUUAUGCGGCUGUAGUGACCCCGGGGCUGUGUGCACGACUGGCCCUGGCCUGCUGCCUCGGGGGACUGACAGUGUCCCUAGGGCUCACGGUGGCGGUCUUCCACCUGCCAUUCUGUGGCUCCCACCUGCUGGUGCAUUUCUUCUGCGACAUCACAGCACUGUUGCACCUGGCCUGCACACGGAGCUAUAUGGACGAGCUGCCCCUACUGGGCGCCUGCCUGGUGCUGCUGCUGCUGCCCUUGGUACUCAUCUUGGCUUCCUAUGGCGCCAUCGCCACCACCCUGCGCCACAAGCACUCCCCUGGAGGCUGGCGCAAGGCUGCCUCCACCUGUGGCUCGCACCUGGCCGUCACCUUUCUGCAUUAUGGCUGCGCCACCUUCAUGUACGUGCGGCCUAAGGCCAGCUACUCCCCGCGGCGGGACCGCACACUGGCGCUCAUCUACACCAAUGUCACGCCGCUGCUCUACCCAUUCAUCUACAGCCUGCGCAACUGUGAGGUCACAAUGGCCAUCCGCAGGGUGCUGGGGCGGUGGCUGCUGGGCCAACCACAGGGUCAGACUGUAUGAACCCUGACAGCGGGCAGGGGCCAGGCCAGAGUAGGCAGCUCUACUCCCUAAAGUUUCGUCUACAGGACAUAUCAUCAGGAAUGCCCCCAAGGGGGACUCAAGGAUGGGAUUCAGGAAAGAAUCAGGAAGCGUGUCCACAUAAGGAGAGCCUGCCAGCAGUUGCUCCAUCCUCCACCCCUCCCUGGAGGAAUAGCCAGAGACAGUGUGGU
This is a messenger RNA of Myotis myotis, 1184 nucleotides long. Its product is annotated as olfactory receptor 10AC1-like. The transcript has a single exon. Gene Ontology annotation, molecular function: G protein-coupled receptor activity; olfactory receptor activity. The record is from RefSeq and is a predicted model, not a curated record. Bases 1 to 975 code for a protein of 324 amino acids. Gene Ontology annotation, cellular component: membrane. Gene Ontology annotation, biological process: G protein-coupled receptor signaling pathway. NCBI's taxonomy places the organism in Eukaryota, Metazoa, Chordata, Mammalia, Chiroptera, Vespertilionidae.